UUUCGGUAUUUGGGUUUUGAUUUUUAUUUAUACCAAAAACGUAGGUAAUUAUGAAUGUGAAAUGUUUUUUUAUGGAUAUCGUUAUGGCAAUACAAAAUAAACAUAAAGUGGCAUUAGUCAAAUCCGAAUGACUUAAUUAUUCACUACCUACAAUUAAGAUUUGUUGACUGAAAAGCGAAGACAUUAGACAGGAGAAAUAUUGGAAUAGUUCCUUGUGAAAGAAGUUAAUUUCCUACCUUUACUGGACGAGAAAUCAAAACGGGUGCAAAAUAAUCACAAAUGUAGCACGUUGUUUUGACACUUCAGUGAUUGUCAAAAGUUUUUAUCCAAAAUAGUCCAAAAGAUGAAUAAAAAGGAAAAGGCCGAAAAGCAACGGCUUUUGAAGCGAAUAGCGGAUAAGAGAGCUCGAUUGGAUAAGUUAAUAGCCGAAGGUGCCGUUAAGAUGUCACGUCUUGAGGUACCAUCGGAAUGCUGCACCUUACAAUGUCAGCCCUUGUUUUCGUUACCCCCCCAUCUAAUGCGACCAGUAGCGUCCUACUAUACUAAGAAAAAAGUUACUGAAGCACCCAAGAAGAAAGUUGCCGAAAGCGGUAAUGCACUGCAAGCUUAUAGUGAAUUACGUAAACAAAAGGAGAGCUUUCGGAAACGCUUGGUCGAUUUAAUUACAGGCGAAGAUAAGGAAAUGGAAAUGGAAUUGGAAGAUCUGUUUUCUGCACAAGAAAAGGAUACCUUGAGAUAUUAUUCCUACAUAAGGCAUGGAGUUGAUACAGUUCAUGUCUCACCCCUAGAUCAGAAGCUUUUAGAUAGAGCUUUGGCUUUAGUUCCAGCAAAACUGAAAAAAUGGAAGGAAAUAUUGGCGAUUGCAGUUGAUGACAUGAAAGGAGAUUACACGCUUGCGAUUAAAACGUCAAUUGUCGAUUUUGUUUUACGUGACCCCAGCACAACUAAGCACCCAACCGUUGAGAAGGUAUCAACUCAACAAGAGGCGAGUAAAAUUAAAUUGGCGAAAAUUAAAUUGGAACGAAAGUUAUACGUCAUAAAUCCUUGUAUAGCCCAACUAAUAGAUUUAUGGUAUUCGCAAUUUGCCUCAUUGCGAAUAGUCGAUAUUAAUUAUUUAAUGAAACGGCCGAGAGCAUAUCGACUGCAAGAUUUUCAGCUCACAAUUAAUAAGCAAAUUGAAAAGACGAAAAGUAUUCUGAUGGAUUCCUACUUUGGUAAAGUUAUUGAUAUUUUUUUAACGGGUAGUAGAUCAAAAAAUUUACCUAAUCCCGUACAUCAAAAGCAGUUUAAAAAGUUUUAUGAUUGCUGCUCUACACUUAUGUCCUACCACUUGCAGUGCUUGUGCUUAGAGUCUCUGUACGAUUUUAUGGAUUAUAUCACUGAUGUUAAGUAUAAGAAUAAGGGUUUCCAAAUUAAUGUAAUAAUCAGCGACUGUCGUUUGAUAUUCGAGCCAUCGUUUGCCGAUGUGAAAGAAACUCUGUUGAAUACCAUACAUUUGAUUAUUUCAGCAGUUAUGAAUGUACCCCGUUUGGAAACUAUUUUAUAUUUGGACUAUCAAGGAGAACCCCAAUACCUUAAACCAAUUAUUCCUAAUUUGUUGGUCUACGAAUAUAUCACAAUAUUGGAAAAGUUAUUGGAGGAUCAAUGUAAUGCGCCACAAUUACGACUACAAGAUUUUGAUGAAUAUCUGCCAAUAAUUAGUGGAGAGAUGGACGAAAAAAUCAAAACGUUUUUAAUAGAAAAGCACACCUUUGAGGAAUAUAUUGCCGAAAUUCUACCACUUAAGGCAACUGCUGAGAGUUUACCGAUUGUUAAAGAGCAUGUCAUUACCUUGGGCAUUUAUGAUAUGCAUCGAACUGACUUAAUUCAGACUUUGGUGUCUCUUGCUCUAGCAAUGAAAGAUGCUUUGAUAGAUCAAAUGACUUCAGAUUAUCAAGCAAUUUGCAAGGGGCUGAGUGAUCAAUUUCAAAGCAUUUCCGAUAGAAUACUAACCGUUCCCGCUAACACCGCCGAACUGAUGAAUCUUUUGAACUUUGUUAAAGAAGUUGAACAGAAAACCUUGCAAAUAAUGGAGGAGAAGCUUGCAGUAGUUAUGAAGUAUAUUCUUUUUCUGUCUGAUCAUACACUAUUCACAAUGGCCGAGAUGAAACAGAAUACACUUUCGUUUUUGUGGAACGCGCGAUUUCCGAAAGUCCUCGAAAGCCAUCGGCAAAUGGCCGAUAAGAAAAUUGUGGAAUUUCAAGAGUUGCUCAAUUUCAGAAUCAAGAAGUUUAAGGAUGACUUGGAUUUGUAUGCAACAAUGGUCGACGAAUUUGAAAAUUACGGUAAUAUCGACGAAUUGCCAAUGUAUCACCAAAAAGCCCAAUAUUUGGACGCAAAGUUGGUGCAAGGUUUGCAGAGAAUUGAUGCUUUUAACGAAGAGGAAGCCGCCUACGGUUUUGAACUGUCUCAAUACCCUCUUAGAAAGGCUACCUACGAGAAACUGUCACCUUACAAGAAGUUGUUUGAUUGCGCAAUGGAUUUCAUAAAUCAGCACCACGCGUGGACAACCUCCAAGAUUGGUUCUUUUGAUCCGGAAAUGGUGGAGACGGAAGUAGGAACAGCAUUCAGAAAUAUCUACAAGUUGGAGAAGAUGUUUAGCGACCGACCUGUAACCCAAGAUUUGGCUAUGAAAGUGCGUUUCCAAAUAGAGGACUUUAAGAUGAAUCUUCCGAUAGUCCAAACGCUAGGAAACCCAGGAAUGAAACCGCGACACUGGGAGAUAGUCUCUGAUAUUAUCGGUUUUCCGCUCGUCGUCGAUGCUGAGCUAACUUUAGGAAAAAUACUCAGUUAUGGUUUAAAUCAGUUUGUUCCACAAUUUGAGGCGAUCUCCGAGGCCGCAACCAAAGAAAACAAUUUAGAAAAGAAUCUCAAUAAAAUGGUCGCGGAAUGGGCGGACAUUGAGUUUACUAUUGCACCAUAUCGCGAUACCGGAACGUAUAUAUUGUCCGCAAUUGAUGACAUUCAGGUACUUUUGGAUGACCACCUGGUAAAGACACAAACUAUGAAGAACUCUCCAUACAUUAAACCAUUUGAAAAGCAAAUGAUUGCCUGGGAGGCAAAAUUGGUGCUUCUGCAGGAAAUCUUGGAUGAUUGGUUGAAGGUUCAGGCUACGUGGAUGUAUUUGGAACCAAUAUUCUCCUCUCCGGAUAUCCAACAGCAAAUGCCUGAGGAGGGGAGGAAGUUCACUACGGUUGACAAGAUGUGGCGCGAUAUAAUGAAAACGUGCUACGCCGAGCCGAAAGUAAUGGCUGUUGUGCAAGUGGAAAAAAUGUUAGAGCGGCUGAAAAAAUCAAACAUAUUACUUGAGCUCAUUCAACGUGGACUUAACGAAUAUUUGGAGAAGAAGAGAUUGUAUUUUCCCAGAUUUUUCUUUUUAUCUAAUGACGAAUUGUUGGAAAUACUGUCAGAAACAAAAGAUCCCACAAGGGUUCAACCUCAUCUCAAAAAGUGUUUUGAAGGGAUAGCAUCAUUGGAAUUUACCGAAGAUUUAGACGUUACUAAGAUGAAGUCAAGCGAAGGCGAAGAGGUACCCUUAGUCGACGUCAUACAAACGUCACAAGCUCGCGGACAAGUUGAGAAGUGGCUUUUGGAAUUGGAAACGGACAUGAAAAAAUCAGUUCAUAAAAUGGUAGCGGGCGCGAUAAAGGAUUACACUGCGCGACCGCGCGACGAAUGGGUUUUAAUUUGGCCGGGCCAAACUGUACAAAGCGUAGCUAUGACUUAUUGGACUUCGGAGGUUCAUGAGGCCAUUAUUAUAAGCCACGAUGAGAUGAGAAGGUGCCUUGAAAGGUGUAAUGUACAAAUCUCAAAGGUGGUGAAUUUGGUUCGGGGAAAGCUUAGCGCGCAGAAUAGGAUUACCUUAGGAGCUUUGGUGGUUUUAGAUGUACACGCAAGGGAUGUGUUAUCAGAAUUAAUAGACUUGAAAGUGAAAGGAAUUACAGAUUUUCAAUGGUUGUCUCAAAUUCGCUAUUACUGGGAGGACAAUCAAAUGGCAACCCGCAUGAUAAAUUCAACUCUAAUGUAUGGUUACGAAUAUUUGGGAAACGUGUCCAGACUUGUUGUUACACCUUUAACAGAUCGUUGCUUCAGAACCCUAUUUGGUGCAUUACAUCUUCAUUUAGGUGGCGCGCCUGAAGGUCCUGCUGGUACCGGAAAGACAGAAACAACAAAAGAUCUGGCAAAGUCCGUCGCGAAACAAUGCGUUGUAUUUAACUGUUCGGAUGGGCUCGAUUAUCUCGCCCUUGGCAAAUUCUUUAAGGGAUUGGCGUCGUGCGGCGCUUGGUCCUGUUUUGACGAAUUUAAUAGAAUCGACCUCGAAGUACUUUCAGUGGUCGCCCAGCAGAUAUUAACCAUACAACGAGGAAUAAAUUCCGGAGCAGAAAAGAUGGUAUUUGAGGGCACCGAACUGAAACUUGAUCCCACUUGUGCCGUCUUUAUUACGAUGAAUCCCGGAUAUGCGGGGCGAUCCGAAUUGCCUGACAAUUUAAAAGCCUUGUUCAGAUCAGUCGCUAUGAUGGUGCCCGAUUAUGCUUUAAUAUCAGAAAUAGAACUUUACUCGUACGGGUUUCUUAGUGCAAAACCGCUUGCUGUGAAAAUUGUGGCCACAUAUCGUUUGUGUUCCGAGCAGCUGUCAUCACAGUGUCAUUAUGACUAUGAGUAG
Molecule: messenger RNA, 4702 nt
Organism: Photinus pyralis (common eastern firefly)
Lineage: Eukaryota; Metazoa; Arthropoda; Insecta; Coleoptera; Lampyridae
Product: dynein heavy chain 7, axonemal-like
Exons: 21
Coding region: 344-4702 (1452 amino acids)
Biological process (GO): microtubule-based movement
Cellular component (GO): dynein complex
Molecular function (GO): minus-end-directed microtubule motor activity; ATP binding; dynein light intermediate chain binding
Source: RefSeq, a predicted model, not a curated record